Molecule: messenger RNA, 1909 nt
Organism: Parasteatoda tepidariorum (common house spider)
Lineage: Eukaryota; Metazoa; Arthropoda; Arachnida; Araneae; Theridiidae
Product: 2-aminomuconic semialdehyde dehydrogenase
Molecular function (GO): oxidoreductase activity, acting on the aldehyde or oxo group of donors, NAD or NADP as acceptor
Source: RefSeq, a predicted model, not a curated record
CAAAACAUAAUUUAUAAAAGAGUGAUCUCCUACGAAAUUCAAACUCAUAUUUAUGUUGGUUUUUUCCAAGAGAUUAUAUACUUCAAAAAAUGCCUCAAGAAUUGCUAGUUGUCAAAAAUUUCGUAAAUGGUAAUUUUGUUGAGUGCAAACGAUACCUUGACAGCACCAACCCUGCUAAUGGGGAAGUUUAUGCUCGAAUACCUGAUAGUGACCUUGAUGAAGUAAUCGAAGCUGUAGAGGCUGCUAAAAAUGCAUUCAAAGAGUGGUCCAUCUUAAACCCAGUAAUUCGAUCAAGAAUUUUAUCGCGGGUUGCAGAUAUUUUAGAAUCAAGAUGCCAUGAGUUCGCAGUUGCAGAAUCGAAAGAUCAAGGAAAGCCAUUGUGGUUGGCAGAAUCCAUAGAAAUUCCUAGGGCUGUCACGAAUUUCCGUCACUUUGCUAACACCAUAUUAUGCGAUAAAGAUAUAUGCAUAAACCAAGUCGAAGAUGGUUUUCUUAACUAUACUACACGUUCACCGUGUGGGGUGGCAGCUAUUAUCGUACCCUGGAACCUGCCAUUGUAUUUGCUAACAUUUAAACUAGCACCAGCCUUAGCAUACGGAAAUACAGUGGUUGUUAAGCCAAGCGAAUUCACAUCCGUCACUGCAUGGAUGCUUUGUUCCAUUUUAAGAGAAGCUGGUGUUCCGAAUGGUGUUGUAAAUGUGGUGUUUGGCUAUGGUCAUAUUACAGGUGAAGCCCUUAUCAAGCAUGCUGAUAUUCAUAUUAUAUCUUUCACAGGGAGUGACAGUGCGGGGCUACAUAUAGCCAGCAUAGCUGGUAGUAUGGCCAAAAAGGUUUCUUUAGAGAUGGGUGGUAAAAAUGCAGCUAUUGUAUUUGAUGACGUUGACCUUGACAAAUGCAUCCCUGAUCUAAUUAAGGGGAGUUUCUUGAAUCAAGGCCAAAUUUGCUUGAGUACGAGUCGAAUAUAUAUUCAUAACAACAUUUUCUCUACAUUUGUAGAAAGAUUUGUGGAAAGUGCAAAGAAAAUCAAAAUUGGCGAUCCUUUAGAAGAAGAUGUGUGGAUGGGGCCCGUGUGCAGUAAACAGCAUUUUGAAAAGAUAAAACACUAUCUUAGAAUAGCCAAAGAAGAAGGAGCGACGUUUUUAACUCAAUGGGACCAACUGAAUCUACCGGAGGAAAAUAAAAAUGGAUACUUUGUGGGACCGACCGUGCUCAUUGGACUUUCAGACGAUAGUCGGUGCAUGCAGGAAGAAAUAUUUGGGCCUGUUACCUGUUUAACUCCUUUUGAAGAAGAAGCUGAAAUUAUUGACAGGGCCAACAAAGUGAAUUAUGGUUUGAGUGCAUCCAUAUGGACAAAUGAUGUUCAACGGAUACACUCAAUUGCACCGAAAUUGGAGGUGGGAACCGUCUGGUGCAAUUGCUGGCUCGUGCGAAAUCUCCACAUGCCUUUUGGUGGGCUAAAAAGAUCUGGUUUGGGUAGGGAAGGAACUGAAGAUUCAAGAGAAUUUUAUACCGUGAAGAAAACAAUUUGCGUCAAUUACAAGAUGAAAUGAAAAUUUUCAUCAACUCUGGUGUUCGUUAUUUUAAGAAGUGAAAGUGGUAGUCUAUAAACUAGGCUAGACGAUGAAUCGUUAUGCGAAGAAUAAGUGCAGCUAUUGGUUCUUUGUAUAGUCGUUCAGAAGAAGUUCUUUUAUGUCGAAGUUCAGAACCUCUAAAAUAAGUAGAGGAAUGAUAAUUUAGAGUUAAAAAGCUUGGAAUUUUAAUGCUAUGGAAAUUCAAAGCAAAGCAAGCAUUUGUUUAGACCAGGGAUGGGCAAACUUUUUUGGUCGAGGGCCAAAAAUCAAGAAAAAAAAUAUUUGGUGGGCCAAGUAAGAUCUUCAAAAUUUAAGAAAGAAAAAAAAGCGAUAUACAA